Molecule: messenger RNA, 789 nt
Organism: Alternaria atra
Lineage: Eukaryota; Fungi; Ascomycota; Dothideomycetes; Pleosporales; Pleosporaceae
Exons: 1
Coding region: 1-789 (262 amino acids)
Molecular function (GO): oxidoreductase activity
Source: RefSeq, a predicted model, not a curated record
AUGAAGAUCGCAGACAGAACCUUCCUGAUCAGCGGCGGCGUCUCAGGCCUCGGUCUCGCGACAGCACGCGCCCUCCACGCACAAGGCGCAUACGUCUCCCUUCUCGACCUCAACGCGGACAAUGGCUCGAAAGUCGCCUCUGAGCUCGGCUCGCGCGCAAAAUUCUUCGAAACCGACGUAACAGACACAUCCGCCAUUGCAGCAGCAGUAUCAGGCACGGUAUCCUGGGCCAAAGAAACAGGAAAAGACAUCGGAGGCGUAGUAGCAGGAGCAGGAGUAGGAAUGCCAGGCUUGAUAAUCGACAAGAAGAACGAGCCGUUGAGCAUUGAAAGUAUUGAUUUCGUACUGAAUAUCAAUCUGCGAGGGACGUUGGAUUUGAUACGUCAAACUUUGCCGUACAUGACGACUACCACCCCAUCCAGCCCCGAUGGCUCCCGUGGUGUUAUCAUCAUGAUUGCGUCUUCUGCUGCUUUUGACGGACAAAUGGGUCAGGUUGCUUAUGCUGCGAGUAAAGGUGCUGUUGCCAGCCUCACGCUUCCGCUCGCGCGCGAUCUGUCAAAGUAUGGUAUCCGCGCUGUGACGAUAGCGCCGAGUAUGUUUGAUAGCGCAAUGACGAAGAUGAUGAGCGACAAGGUGAGAAGCAGUUUGGAGAAGAGUAUGGAGUUUCCGAAGAGGGCGGGACUGCCGGAGGAGUUUGCGAGGUUGGUGGUCGAGUGUGUAGGCAAUGAGAUGUUGAAUGGGACGGUUUUGCGAUUGGAUGGCGCGAUGAGGAUGCCGGCGAGGCUGUAG